CCGCCUUCUGGGCACCGCACGCGGUGGGGGGGGAAGGGGGAGGAGCGCGCGAGCGAGCCGGAUGGCCCGGAAAGCCGUCGAAGAAAAGAGCGGCGUCCCCUCAGCUUGUCGUCGUCGCUGCCCCGCGCUCUCUUGCUCUGCCUUGGGCAGUCCCUUUUAGGGCGAGCCGAGGUGGUCACGUACGAAACGAAGCAGCCAGAGCUCCGGAGGCAGACGAGUCGCUUUUCUCCCGCCCCCUCGCCCCGCGCCCUUGUCCCCGGGCUGCUAACUUCCUAGUCUGGGCUUCUUGCGAUGGGUUGACCCGAGGUGGGUCUCAUGUCGUGGGGUGGAGAGCCUUCCUGCGCCUCCUCUGCCUCUCUCCUCUUCUUCCUCAUCCACCCACUCGGCUGACAGCCCGCUCCCUCUCAGGGAGACCACGCCGAGCACUUCCUUUCAAGGAAGCGCCGCCGCCGCCGCCGCAGUCAUCAUCCUGUGCUGCUCGGGAUUCCACUUCUCUGUAAUUUAUCUGGUUGACUUCCCCUUGAUGACUCAAAAAUGGAUGCCAUAUCAUUCAAAGUUAAAAAUCCUGAAGCAGCCAAUGAUGGCUCAGUAGACUUCAGUCUUCAGCUAGUAGGUUCUCUAUCAGUGCACUCACUAACCACCAUGCCAGUGCUUCCUUGGAUCGUGACAGAGAUUAGACGACUCAGCACUCAGUCCUCGAAGGAAGAGAAUAGCAGCAGCCAAAUCCGGCUUUAUGUCUCACCUGUGAUGCUGCGAUGUGAGGCAGACACGGGGAAAAAUCAGCAGUGGGACCCGUUGAUUUGUUCCAGCGUGUUUGAGUGUAGACCUCAGCAUGUCCACAAACUGAUUCACAACAGCCAUGACCCAAGCUAUUUUGCCUGCUUAAUAAAAGAUGGAGCAUUAAAUCAGCAAAGUACCUGCUAUGUGUUUAAAGCUGAUGAUCAAACAAAAGUGCCUGAGAUCAUAAGCACCAUCAGACAAGCUGGGAAGAUUGCAAGGCAGGAAGAGGUUCAGAAUAAUCUUUCAGAUGUUGAAGAUCCUUUUCGUAAAAAAUUUGAGGUGCUGUUCUGUGGCCGAAUAACAGUAGCGCACAAAAAUGCACCCCCAGCACUUAUAGAUGAAUGUAUCGAAAAAUUUAAUGAUGUUAGUUAUACCAAAAAUUUGGACUCUGGUUCAUUUUCCCAACAACAUGAAACUGCCAACCAAUCUGGAGGAUUUUCCAUACGUGAUAAAUUCCGCUCUGUCUUCCAACCCUUGAUUAACGAAGAACAGGAGAAAAGGCCAAUGAGGAAAUCCUACUCUCAGCCUGGACUGCGUUCUUAUGCUUUCAAGAAAGAUUUGCAAGCCAGCAGCACAAGGAGUAACAGCUUUGGCAGAUCUUUUGAUGAUGAUGUUGUUUCUUUAAACUUAAAAACUCGAUUUAUCCAAGGGCAAAAUGUGCAGCCUACAGAUAUCGCUGCAAACCGGAUUAUGUUGUUUACGAUUGGGCAAUCUGAAGUUUACAUCAUCAGUCCUGACACCAAAAAAGUAGCCAUUGAGAAAAGCUUUAAGGAAAUUUCCUUUUGCUCUCAGGGAAUCAGACAUGUAGAUCACUUCGGAUUUAUCUGCAGAGAAUCUUCAGAAAAUGGAGGGUUCCAUUUUGUCUGUUAUGUGUUUCAGUGUACAGAUGAGGCCUUGGUUGAUGAAAUCAUGAUGACUUUGAAACAAGCGUUCACAGUAGCUGCUGUCCAACAGACCUCCAAAGCACAACUCCAGCUCUGCGAAAGCUGUCCUAUGCAGAGCCUUCAUAAACUUUGUGAAAAGAUAGAAGGGAUGCAUCCUUCCAAAACUAAACUAGAACUCCAAAAACAUUUAUCAAUACUGAAUAACCAGGAGCAGGCCUUGGUGUUUGAGGAAGUUCAGAAAAUGAGACCAAGAAAUGAACAGAAGGAAAAUGAGUUAAUAAUCUCUUUCCUACGACAUGUUUAUGAAGAAAAACAGAAAGAUCACACUCACCUCUAUGAAGCCAAGCAUACCUCACAACCAUCAACAGAGACCACAGGAAAUGAGAUUCCAAGCAGCACACCCCGAUUCAGGCUAGAUGUAUUAAGGAGCAAAGCUAAAAGGUCACUUACAGAGUCAUUAGACAGCAUUUUAUCUCGAGGAAAUAAAACAAAAAGUCAAGCAGAAUGUUCUGGAAGUAUUGAUUUGGAUAGCUCGUUAUCUAGCACACUCAGUACCACAAGUAAAGAAACAUCUGUAUGUGAGGGAGAAGGCCUUCUUCCCCCAGAGAGCCCUCUGAAGGUGAAUGGAUCAGUAGGCAAUGCCUCAAAUGAGCCAGAGAGCCUACCCCUUGAAGUGCCUGAAAAACCAGCUUACCAUGGAUUCAGACGGCGAUCUAAUACCCUGACCCAUGUGCCGAUGGAAAGCCAGCAGUCUUUGGAAGCUGCUGAAACAUCGCCAUCUGUCCACCAAAAGAAAUUUAUGAGGUAUCAUUCCGUGAGCACAGAGACUCCUCACCUGCAAAACAGCUCAAAAACUUCUUCUGAUCAAUCACCACCAGCUCUUGCUCCUUCUUCUCCUCCAGUAUGUCUUAAUCCCUCAGGCUCCUCUCCUAAUCUAUUAAAACGUUUUAAGUAUAAUUCAAGUGAAGAGCAAAGCAGUCGUACUGGGCAAAAGAGCACCUCCUACCGUUCUGCUUUCCGGAAAAAGCUUCACUCUUCCUCUUCUGUACCAAACUUCUUAAAAUUUCUGGCUCCUGUAAAUGAAAAUAACGCCUCUAACUUUAGGAACAAAAAAAGUGACUACAAGUUCAAGUCAAGUGACACAGAUUCUAUCCAUGAAAGUCCUGUGAGGACCCGCCGGCAUUCAUGGAGACAGCAGAUAUUUCUAAGAGUGGCAACCCCACAGAAAGGAUGUGAUUCUACCAGUUGGCAUGAUGACUGUUCUGAGUUGGGAGAACUUCCGCCCAGGUCACCAUUGCAGCCGGUUUGUGAAGAUGGCCCUUUUAGGACAGUACAAGAAGAGAGGAAAAGGACAUCUAAGGAGCUUCGGGAACUGUGGCAAAAAGCUGUUCUGCAGCAGAUACUACUACUUAGGAUGGAAAAGGAAAAUCAGAAAUUGCAAGCUUCUGAAAAUAAUUUGCUGACAAAGCGCCUAAAGCUUGAUUAUGAAGAAAUCACCCCAUGUCUCAAAGAAGUAACGUUGGUCUGGGAGAAAAUAUUAAAUACACCAGGGAGAUCAAAGAUUAAGUUUGACAUGGAAAAAAUACAUUCUGCUGUUGGAAAAGGAGUCCCUCGGCAUCACCGUGGUGAGAUCUGGAAGUUUUUAGCAGAGCAAUACCAGUUUAAGCAUCAGUUUACAAAUAAACAGCAGCCAAAGGAUAUCCUACCUUACAAAGAACUCUUAAAACAGUUGACCUCCCAACAGCAUGCAAUACUUAUUGACCUAGGUCGCACCUUUCCAACUCAUCCGUAUUUCUCAGCCCAGCUUGGAGCUGGACAGCUCUCACUCUAUAAUAUCUUGAAAGCCUAUUCACUCUUGGAUCAGGAAGUAGGUUACUGCCAGGGCCUUAGUUUUGUAGCAGGUGUGCUGUUGCUUCAUAUGAGUGAAGAAGAGGCUUUCAAGAUGCUCAAGUUCCUUAUGUUCGACAUGGGCCUCAGGAAGCAGUAUCGACCGGACAUGACAAUUUUACAGAUUCAGAUGUAUCAACUUUCUCGGCUCCUUCACGAUUACCACAGAGAUCUCUACAAUCACUUUGAAGCACAUGAAAUUGGGCCCAGUCUAUAUGCUGCUCCCUGGUUUCUUACAAUGUUUGCCUCUCAGUUUCCCCUGGGGUUUGUAGCUAGAGUGUUUGACAUGCUACUUCUUCAGGGGUCAGAAGUUAUAUUUAAAGUAGCUUUAAGCUUGCUUGGAAGCCACAAACCUUUGAUUCUGCAGCAUGAAAGCUUGGAAACUAUAGUUGAUUUCAUUAAAUGUAUUCUCCCAAACCUAGGCUUGGUACAGAUGGAAAAGACUAUUAACCAGGUAUUUGAGAUGGAUAUCUCUAAACAGCUGCAAGCUUAUGAAGUUGAAUACCACGUACUUCAGGAUGAAUUGAUAGAUUCUUCUCUCAGUGACAAUCAGAGGAUGGAUAAAUUAGAAAAAGCCAACAGUAGUUUACGUAAACAAAACUUUGGUCUCCUUGAGGAACUGCAGGUGGCAAAUGGGAAGAUCCAAAACCUAGAGGCCAUGGUUGAAAGUUUGCUCAACAGUGAAAGCAAGCUGAAGCAGAUGAUCCUCAGUCUAGAGCUGGAGAGGAAAGCAUUGUUGGAGAGAGUAGAGGAGUUGAGCGUGCCGUCGGCAGAGCCCAGUGGCAAGCCUCUGCUUACCAGGCAGAAGCAUAUGGAUGGUGCUAACUGACAGCUGCAGACAUAGUGGAGGAAAUGUCUGCAGAGGAGAAAACAGAAGAAAUUUUCUAAAGUUCCCUUUUAGAAUCUUUCACAUUGUUCAUGCCUUAACUUCAGCUGAAAGAAGCAAAGUCUUUGCACAAAGGAGAAGCACAUUACUAGUAGAGGACCCUGUUAUUUGUUUAUAUAGAAAACAUAGACAAUUCUUACAUAUAUGCAAUAUAAGAAGCAGAAAAACCUUUAUGCUGCCUUUUUUUGGUUUUGACUGAAAUGUUGCCAGUAUGCUGUAAACAUCUGCAGUUUAAGACUCUAUAGUAAAUGCUUCUGCACAAGGGCUUCUUAUUGCUUACAUCUUAAGCAUUCAGGAAACUCCUCCUUAAUCAUCACCCGUUCCAAGGGUGCUGGGGAAUUACAGCACCAAAACCUGAACUGAUUUAUUUUCCUUAUUUAAGGAGCUACAGUAUAUUCGUCAGUGACUGGAAUUUGUUGUUUGUGACAUUUCUUUUGAAUUGUUCUUUGCUGAAGCAGGCUCCACUUAUUCCCACUCAGUUUUUUAGAACUUUUCAUUGCCUGAAAACAUUGACAUAUCAAAAACGAUGCAGUUUUUGAAGUUAUUACUGCUAUUAGAAAUGUGCUUUUUGUUUUUAAUAUACAACAAUAAUUGCAUGGUUUAAUGCCCUGAAAAUAAAUAUUCUUUUCUUCCUACUUAAUAAUUUGCAUAUUAACAAAGUCUGAAGCUCAUGUCAUUAUAGUGGAUCAUGCCUUAAAAUAUUGUUUUAUUUAUUUUGAAUCACUGUAUGUUUUAAUUGUUUGGUUUCCAAGUGGGAACCUAAUGAUGGUUUGUUUUAAAUUUAAUAUUUAAUUGGACAACCAGCCUACUCUGAAGAAAUUUUGUUUUUCAAACAUUAUCUCCUGAAGUUAUAAAAAAUUGUAAGAGUUCGUUGAAUUACCGAUAAACUUAUGUCACUAUCCUAUAAAUGUCUUACUUAGAAGUAAGUCCCAGUGGGUUUACACAAGCAGCUAAUAUUUGAAUUAAGGAUAUAGGUAUCCUCAAACAAAUCUUUUGGGAUUGGCAUAUGCCUUUAAAAUAUCUUUUCCUUCCCAUUGGUGAAAGUAAUAGGAUAGAGGCACAGUUCCAAACACUAAUAGUGUUCAAUAGUGUGCAUCUUAUUAUUAACAAUAUAAAAGGAUGAGUUGGCAAUGCAAGUUUUCAAAUUUGCUAACUUGAAAUGUAUAGCUUUUACCUAAUCUAGUCAUGUUACAAUUCAUAAACAAUUGAUAUGUUAGUAUUUUUUCUCUUAUUGGUGGUUGAUAAUUAUGAUUAUAUUACUUGGAAUAGAGAUGCCAAACUAUACACGGGGAUCUUUAAUGUUUUGUGUGUGCUUAAGUCUUAGAAUGGGUUUCGAGAGGGGGAAAACCAAGAAAGGGCUCAUCUACAUGGGCUCUUGUGGAGCACGCUAGUGCAGGUUAAAGAGGGUUGCUUGGGGUCAGGUGGAGGUGUGAUAUACCAUUUGGUGUGACCCUUGCAUCCCAGUGGUAUAUCAGAGCUCAGGCAACCCUAUAUGGUGUGGCUUAAUAAGUGAGAAUUUUUUAAAAAAAGAUUCUGGUAGACUAUAGUUGAGGCAUUGCAUCACUCUAAAAAAAGUAAUGUUUUCUUUGCUUUGUUUGAAGGGCUGGAUGUAAAGCUGACUGCAGCCAAAUCCAUGAAACUGCUAUUUAUUGACCAGUCUAAGAGAAAACAAGUGACACUGCAUAUCAAUUAUGGUACAUCAAAAUCUUUUUUAAAAAUUCACUUUCUCUGCACCUCCACCAAGAAGCAGAUGAAAUGUACAAUCAGUUGAUGUCCUUAAGUGGCUCACUUUUGGUCUAUUACCAACAAUCACACAUGCUGGAAAUGGAUCAAAACAGAGUGACCAUCCCCUCACCAAAGAAAGCAGAAGCCCAGGGGCUCAGAAAGGUGUGGGUAAGACUGCUCUGGGGAUGGUUUAGUUUAAUCCAGUAAUUAUGUUAUGUGAUCAGCAGAAAAAAAGAGCAAACAAACCCAUCCCUGCAGUAGACCAAACAGCAUGAUAAAGUAUUUGAGCAGUCUUGCCAAGCUAAAUUCACAGGAUUCUUUAGGGAAAACAAUUACAAAUGAAUUGUUGUAAAAGAGCUGUAAGUUAUAGCGCACAUAUUUAGCGCAAUAUGAAGAAGGCAAACUAUUCUUUGCUUUCUAAAUCCCUUAAAUUAAUUCCUUGAAAACAUGGUCUUCAUACAUUUGUUACCAGGUUUUGUACUCUUAAACAUUGGUAAUGACUGUCUAAUAACUUCUUGUGUGUUUAUUUUGGAAGUCAGCUUUUAACUCUUCACAUGUUUAUUUUUAAAUGGUAGCUUUAUUUCAGUUUCUUAGAUAGUUCAUUUUAUUUGUUCUUUAGAAUGCCCAGCAGUAUUGUAUUUGGACAGGCAAUAACUGAUAUACAUGCUUUUAAACACUAAAGAAAAGCAAUAAAGAAAAUAUGAUGCACACUGCCAAA
This is a messenger RNA of Pogona vitticeps (central bearded dragon), 6880 nucleotides long. RefSeq names its product TBC1 domain family member 1 (gene TBC1D1). Lineage: Eukaryota; Metazoa; Chordata; Lepidosauria; Squamata; Agamidae. The record is from RefSeq and is a predicted model, not a curated record.